GUUGAGCGUUGCAACAGUUUAUGACUGAAGAAGAAGCCGCAAAGACCCGGAUGAAGAGAUUAUAUUCAGGAAACGGGCCUCUGGUCGUUCUUUUUUUCUUGAGGAGCUGACCACGUUGGUGGCGUUUGUGCCUGGCUCACCGCUGUUCGUUUGAAAUUUUUCCGAAUAAGUCGGUCAGGUAUAAUUAAAAUGGCUUUUAAGGAUACUGGUAAGGCACCUGUUGAGACUGAGGUCGCCAUUCAUCGCAUCCGCAUCACCCUCACCAGCCGUAAUGUGAAAUCCCUUGAAAAAGUUUGUGCUGAUCUCAUCCGCGGCGCCAAAGAGAAGAACCUGAAGGUGAAGGGACCUGUCCGCAUGCCAACCAAGACUCUGCGCAUCACCACCAGAAAGACUCCCUGUGGUGAAGGAUCCAAAACCUGGGAUCGCUUCCAGAUGAGGAUCCACAAGCGUCUCAUUGACCUGCAUAGCCCAUCUGAAAUUGUCAAGCAGAUCACCUCCAUCAGCAUUGAGCCCGGUGUAGAGGUUGAAGUCACCAUUGCAGAUGCAUAAGCAACACCUUUCAAUAAAGAAUUGAAAAAGAAAA
This is a messenger RNA of Nothobranchius furzeri (turquoise killifish), 583 nucleotides long. It is a transcript of the gene rps20, whose product is annotated as ribosomal protein S20. NCBI's taxonomy places the organism in Eukaryota, Metazoa, Chordata, Actinopteri, Cyprinodontiformes, Nothobranchiidae. Gene Ontology annotation, biological process: translation. Gene Ontology annotation, cellular component: cytosolic small ribosomal subunit; ribosome. Gene Ontology annotation, molecular function: RNA binding; structural constituent of ribosome. The record is from RefSeq and is a predicted model, not a curated record.